Molecule: messenger RNA, 2963 nt
Organism: Suncus etruscus (white-toothed pygmy shrew)
Lineage: Eukaryota; Metazoa; Chordata; Mammalia; Eulipotyphla; Soricidae
Gene: ICAM5
Product: intercellular adhesion molecule 5
Exons: 11
Coding region: 84-2849 (921 amino acids)
Biological process (GO): cell-cell adhesion
Cellular component (GO): membrane
Molecular function (GO): integrin binding
Source: RefSeq, a predicted model, not a curated record
UCCCCACCCGCCGCGCCGGCCUCCAGCCCAGCUCCGCGCUCGCGCUCCCCAAGCCUCCUGCGUGCGCUUCCCCCGCGGCGGCGAUGCCGGGGCCCUCGCCGGGGCUGCGCCGGGCGCUGCUCGGCCUCUGGGUUGCGCUGGGCCUGGGGCUCCUCGGCCUCUCAGUGGCCACUCAGGAGCCCUUCUGGGCGGACCUGCAGCCCCGCACGGCGCUGGUGGAACGCGGCGGGUCCCUGUGGCUCAACUGCAGCACCAACUGUCCCCGACCUGAGCGGGGCGGCCUGGAGACCUCGCUGCGACGCAAUGGCACCCAAAGGGGCUUGCGCUGGCUGGCCCGGCAGCUGGUGGACAUCCGCGAGCCCGAAACGCAGCCCGUCUGCUUCUUCCGAUGCGCCCGGCGCACGCUGCAGGCGCGCGGGCUCAUUCGCACUUACCAGCGCCCCGAGGUUGUGGAGUUGAUGCCUCUCCCCGCCUGGCAGCCCGUGGGCGAGAAUUUCACCCUGAGUUGUAGGGUCCCUGGCGCCGGGCCAAGGGGGAGCCUCACGUUGAUCCUGCUGCGGGGCGGCCAGGAGCUGAUCCGCCGCAGCUUUGCCGGGGAACCACCCCGAGCCCGGGGCGCCACGCUCACGGCCACGGUCCUGGCACGGAGGGAGGACCAUGGGGCCAAUUUCUCCUGCCGAGCCGAGCUGGACCUGCGGCCGCACGGUCUGGGACUGUUUGAAAACACUUCUGCGUCCAGAGAGCUCCGCACCUUUGCCCUGUCUCCAGACCCGCCGCGCCUCACCGCUCCUCGCCUCCUGGAAGUGGGCUCGGAAAGAGUCGUGAGCUGCGCCCUCGAAGGCCUGUUUCCAGCCUCGGAGGCCGGGGUCUCUCUGGCGCUGGGUGAUCAGCAGCUGAGUCCCGAAGUGACCCUCGAGGGAGAUGCGCUGGUGGCCACGGCCACGGCGAGCGCAGAGCAGGAGGGCGUCGGGGAGCUUGUCUGCAAAGUGACCAUCGGGGGCGAGAGCCGGGAGGGACGAGAAAAUGUGACCGUCUACAGCUUCCCAGCGCCCCGCUUGACCCUGAGCGAUCCCAGCGCCCCCGAGGGCAAGCAGGUGACAGUGACCUGCUCAGAUCCCGGGGCUGGAGUCCUCAUCACGCUGAACGGAGUGCCAGCCGCGGGCCCGGGGCAGCCUGCCCAACUCCUGCUCAACGUCACGGAGAACGACGACGGACGCAGUUUCCUAUGCGAAGCCACUUUGGAGAUGGAUGGAGAGACCCUGCGCAAGAACGACACGGCCGAGCUGCGCGUCCUAUACGCACCCCGGCUGGAAGACUGGGACUGUCCGCGGAACUGGACUUGGCCAGAGGGUCCCGAGCAAACGCUGCGCUGCGAGGCCCGCGGAAACCCGCAGCCCUCGGUGCAUUGCGCGCGGCUGGACGGCGGGGCGGUGCUGGCGCUCGGCCUGUUGGGCCCCGUCACGCGCGCACUCGCCGGCACUUACCGCUGCACCGCGGUCAACGUCGUGGGCGAGGCGGUCAAGGACGUGACCCUCACGGUUGAGUACGCCCCCGCGCUGGACAGUGCCGGCUGCCCGGAACACCUGACAUGGCUGGAAGGAACCGAGACGUCUCUGAGCUGUCUGGCCCAUGGGGUCCCGCCUCCCAAUGUGAGCUGCGUGCGUUCCGGCGGGGCCCAGCUGGCGGAGGGGCCCCUGCGCGUGGCGCGCGAACACGCGGGUACCUACCGCUGCGAGGCCACGAACACGCGCGGCUCCGUGUCCAAAACCGUGGCUGUUACGGUGGAAUAUGGUCCCAGUUUUCAGGAGUUGAGCUGCCCAAGCAAUUGGACGUGGGUGGAAGGUUCUGGACGCCUGUUUUCCUGUGAGGUCGAGGGGAAACCAGAACCAAGCGUGGAGUGUGUGGGCUCCGGGGGUACCAGUGAGGGCGUUUUGCUGCCACUGGCACCCCCAGAACCGAGUCCCGGAGCCCCUAGCCUCGCUAGUGGCCUGGCACCCGGGAUCUACAUCUGCAAUGCCACCAACGCGCACGGCUCCAGCUUAAAGAUGGUCGCCGUGAGCACGGAGUCCGCGCCGCACAUGGAUGAAUCCACCUGCCCCAGUAACCAGACAUGGCUGGAAGGGGCGGAGGCCGCGACUCUGGUCUGCUCCGCCCGGGGUCACCCGACCCCUCAAGUGCGCUGCUCCCGGGAGGGCGCACCCCGAUCUCAGCGGCUCCGCGUGUCCCGGGAGGACGCGGGCACUUACCGCUGCCUGGCCACCAACGUGCACGGCACGGACGCGCGGAACGUCACGGUGGGCGUGGAAUACCGGCCGGUGGUGGCCGAGCUGGCCGCGUCGCCCCCGGGAGGAGUGCGCCCCGGGGGCAACUUCACCCUGACCUGCCGCGCCGAAGCCUGGCCCCCCGCGCAGAUCAGCUGGCGCGCGCCCCCCGGGGCGCUCAACCUGGGCCUGUCCAGCAACAACAGCACGUUGAGCGUGGCGGGCGCCCUGGGCAGCCACGGCGGCGAGUACGAGUGCGCAGCCACGAACGCGCACGGGCGCCACGCGCGGCGGAUCACGGUGCGCGUGGCAGGUCCGUGGCUGUGGGUCGCCAUAGGCGGUGCGGCGGGGGGCGCGGUGCUGCUGGCGGUGGGGGCCGGCCUGGCCUUCUACCUGCAGUCCACGGCCUGCAAGAAGGGCGAGUACAACGUGCAGGAGGCCGAGAGCUCGGGCGAGGCCGUGUGCCUCAACGGGGCAGGCGGCGGCGCGGGGGGCCCAGGCCCCGGCACUGGCACCGAGACUGCAGGGGGUGGCCCCGAGGACCCCCCGGAGGGCGAGGUCUUCACCAUCCAGCUGACAUCGGCGUGAGCCUGCAGCCCUCACCCCGCGGGCCGGGGGUCGCCCAACUUACUGUUCUAUUUGUUUAUUCAUUCAUUUAUUUAUUUAUGCAGCUCCAGGCGCGGGUACCCCUGUUUUCUACCC